Messenger RNA from Trichobilharzia regenti, 240 nucleotides. NCBI's taxonomy places the organism in Eukaryota, Metazoa, Platyhelminthes, Trematoda, Strigeidida, Schistosomatidae. The record is from the annotation of a GenBank genome assembly.
AUGCCCGAUUUGCCAAUAUUAGUACAGAAUUAUUUUAGAACAGUACAGGUGCUAAGAGGAUUUGAACGAUCUCGUACACGUCACCGUCAGAGUCUUAUACCCUUAAGUGAGAGGAGUAGAUUAAUGAAAGAACCAGUGGAUGAAAAUUCAUCAUCGAAUCCAACAGAUAGCAAUUCUUCACGAUGGAAUAAAGCACGUCAAUUCAUAAUUGAAGAACGUGAAAGACAAAGUGCUAACUGA